Molecule: messenger RNA, 357 nt
Organism: Miscanthus lutarioriparius
Lineage: Eukaryota; Viridiplantae; Streptophyta; Magnoliopsida; Poales; Poaceae
Source: the annotation of a GenBank genome assembly
AUGGCUCAUCCCCUCCUCUCCUCGGCGCUUGUUUGUUCGCGUCUUCUCCCUGUAGGGAACUGCGUUCCCCAGCCCCGGCUGUGCGUGACGUCAGCACGCCCCGCGGGCGGGAGGGUGAGGUCGCUGAGCGUGAGGUGCGAGCAGGGAGCCAAGGGCGGCGGCGGGCUAGACGCCUGGCUGAGCCGCGGCGCGAUGCUGGGCUUCGUCGGGGCGGUGACUGUCGAGCUGACCACCGGCAAAGGCGUGCUUCAGAAUGUGGGAUUGACCGCGCCGUUGCCGGCGGUGGCGCUGGCGCUCACCGCCGUGGUCGGCGUCCUCACGGCCUUCCUCAUCUUCCAAUCCGGGUCGCGGGACUGA